UAUCGCGUGUCACACUACAUUUUCAUGAUAAUCGCUUAUCGGCCACGCAAGCAGCAGUCGGCAGAUCACAUGUUCAUCACCCUAUAAAAAGGGCAUGGCAUCAAUAAACGUUGUCUGUUCCACCCUGGCGUCCGGCUGAUACGCUACAGUUGGCGACGAGGGAGCGGCGGCGAUGGCCGUCGGCAGGAUCGGCGAGUAUCAUCUCGGCACAAACGCGUCAUGGGACGAAUACGUCGAGAGGCUAGAGAUGUUCUGCGAAGCUAACAAGAUAGCGAAAGAAGAACAGAAAAGAGCCGUCCUCCUGAGUUGUUGCGGCGAAGAAGCGUACGGGCUCAUCGUGACUCUGUUGAAGCCAGCAAGACCGACAACAGCAACCUACGAGGAAAUUAAGACGGCGGUUCGCAAGCAUCUGCAUCCAAGGCCUUCAGAGCUAUACGCAAGGUUUUUGUUCUACAAGAGAAACCAGGCUGCCGAGGAAUCAGUUGCGGACUACGUCACGGCGCUUCGGAAGUUAGCCGAAGACUGCGGUUUUGGCGACGAGCAGCUCCCGUUGGACAUCAUGAUGCGAGAUCGUUUCGUAUGCGGCCUCCAGAACAAAGCCGUUCAACAGCGACUUCUCGCAGAACACGACCUUACGUUCAACGUUGCGUACGACAUGGCCGCGACCGCAGAAGCGACAGCCAAGCAACAACGAGACAUACGGAUGCACGGCCGAGACGAGGCGAAGGACUGCCAGGGCAUGAUACAAGCAACCCGCACGAAGCAAGACGCCACGGCAGAGGGAUCUAGUUGCUACCGUUGCAACGGUAAGCACGCUGCAGAUUUAGAAAAGCGGCAUGCUUCAAAUGCAAAAGGGUUGGACAUAUUGCGAGGGCUUGUCGUUCAAAAGACGAAAGUAGAGCGGCCCGGAAGACGCCUGAGCAAAAGAGGAAAGUUGAAAAGAGCAAGGGCGAGUACGAAAUGAGUGCAUUGUUUUCACUUUGCGAAGUGAAUGAGCAAGAACAGAAGUUUAUGGUUAAAGUACAGAUACAAGGACAAGAAGUCCCGAUGGAGGUUGAUUCCGGAGCAUCGUGCUCAAUUGUGAGUGAAGAUACAUUUAGAGUAAUCGAGAGAAAUCGGGGUAAAAUACCACUCCAAGAUUCUGAAACAACUCUCGUAACCUGGUCAAAGGAGGCGUUACAACUGCUGGGUCGAGCAACCGUCUUGGUAGAAUUCAAGGGCCGGAAGGCAAAGCUGCCAUUGUUGGUAGUAAAGAAUCGAGGCAACAGCCUGAUUGGGCGAAACUGGUUUAGGCCGUUAGGCAUUCGCUUGCGGGGAAUCGAGCAAGUAAACGAGGAAGACGUGCCCUCACGAUUUUCCGAGGUGUUUCGCAGGGACCUUCCUGGCUUCAACUGACCACCGAUUCACAUCGAACUGAAAGACGACGCUCAACCAGUGUUUCUCAAAAGUCGACCAGUUCCGGUGGCCCUCAAGGACGACGUGGGCAAGGAAGUGGAUCGCUUGGUGCAACAAGGGGUAUGGGAACCCGUCGCGUACUCCAACUGGGCCACGCCACUGGUAGUGGUAAGAAAAAAAGACGGAACUUUACGCCUGUGCGGUGACUACCGUAGCACCGUAAACAAAGCUAUUAAGUGCAGCGGGUAUCCUUUGCCCACUACCGCUGAAAUGCUCGCAGCUCUGGGUUCAAGCAAAUUUUUUACAAAGUUAGAUCUAGCUCAAUCUUAUCAACAGCUAACGCUAGACGACGAAUCGGCUGAAGUGCUCACAGUUAACACGAUAAAGGGACUGUACAAAGUCAAACGGCUGCCGUUUGGAAUUUCGGUGGCGCCAUGGGUAUUUCAACGAGUCAUUGAUACGCUGUUAGCAGGCAUUCCCGGCGUGAAAGCCUAUCUUGAUGAUAUCUUGAUUUCUGGCCGUAACGCGGAAGAGCACGCCGAGAGAUUAGAAACCGUGCUAUCGCGUCUGCAGAAUGCGCAGUUAAGAGUAAACAAAGACAAGUGCGAAUUCAACAAGCCGAGCAUUGAAUUCUUGGGUCACAGGAUUGACGCCACGGGAAUACAUCCGAGCCGAAGCAAGACUGACGCCAUCCAUAAAGCGCCCGCACCCACAAGCAAAAAGGAGCUGCAAGCGUUCUUGGGGUUACUAAAUUUUUACAGCAGUUUUCUCAAGGGCAAGACUGAAGUGGCAGAACCCCUCUAUCGACUGCUCGACCAUGACCACGAAUGGAAGUGGACAGGUGAGCACCAACGUGCGUUUGAGAGACUAAAAAAAUUGCUUAGCUCCGACUCUGUACUUGUGCCCUAUGACACCAAGCGUCCUUUAAUUUUGUGCUGCGACGCAUCUCCUGUGGGAGUGGGGGCAGUGCUAGCCCAUCGUACGACUGAUGGGAAGGAACAGCCCAUAGCGUAUGCUUCCCGGACGCUUGGAGCCAGUGAACGUAACUAUGCUCAGAUUGACAAAGAGGGCUUAGCUGUUGUCUUUGGCGUGAAACGGUUCCACCAGUACCUUGCUGGGCGAGAAUUUACGGUCAUAACGGACCACAAGCCGUUACUGGGUCUGUUUAACACGGACAAGAGGGUGCCUGAAGUUGUGUCGCCCAGAAUGCUCCGUUGGAUUUUAUGUUUGUCUGCGUAUAACUACAGCCUUCAGUACAGGCGAGGCCAAGAAAACUCCAACGCCGACGCACUCAGUCGUCUGCCAGCUCCGGAAGACGUAGACGAGCCACAGCCACCUGGGGACGUGCUCCUGUUGGAAGCGGUCGAGUGCGCACCGCUGCAGGCGGCAGACAUCGCUGCGCUGAUCAAGAAGGACAAAGUAUUAUCCAUGGUAAAGGAAUGGAUCCUUAGUGGCUGGCCGUCAACACAACUGGACAGCAAGUUCGCGCCUUACGAGGUGAGGAAGACGGAGUUGUCGUUGCAUCGUGAUUGCAUACUGUGGGGGAAUCGCGUUGUAAUUCUUAACGCAGCAAGAGAAAGUGCGCUUCAACUCCUACAUGCAAAUCACCCUGGGAUGAGUGCUAUGAAAGCGUCAGCUAGAGGGCUCAUGUGGUGGCCGAAAAUGGACCACGAAAUUGAAGAGUUUGUACGACACUGUCAGCCAUGUCAGAGUAACCGGCAAAGCGAUCCCAAGGUUCCAGUGCAUUUUUUGGAUCAAGCCAGAUCAACCUUGGAGUCGCCUACACAUUGAUUUCGCUGGACCAGUUAAUGGAGAAGUAUUUUUAAUCGUGGUAGACGCGUACAGCAACUGGGCUGAGGUCGAAAUCAUGUCAUCCAUGAAAGCUACAGCUGUCGUCACCAGCUUAAGGAAGAUGUUUGCGACACACGGUGUGCCAGACGUUAUCGUUUCGGAUAAUGGCACAGCAUUCACUAGCUCGGAGUUGCAAACGUUUUUAAAGUGCAAUGGUGUGCGUACUAUUUUCACUGCUCCUUACAAUCCCGCCAGUAAUGGUAGGGCGGAGAGAACGGUAAGAGAAGUUAAAGAAGCGUUAAAGAAGCAACAGGAAGGUUCAACGCAGUGCAAGAUUUCGCGGUUCCUGUUUAAACAGCACACGACGCCGCAUUCGGUCACGGGGAAAUCUCCGGCAGAAUUGAUGUUCGGACGAAGGCUGAGGACAGCCUUGGACAGACUUCAUCCGGACCGGCAAUACAUGCCGGAACCGCAACGACCGGAGAUUAAGAGGUUCCACGUCGGUGACGCGGUCUAUGCUAAAAGCUUUUGUCCAGGUCCAAGGUGGAAGGCGGCCAGGGUUGUGGCAGUGCGAGGCCCGGUGUCGUACAUCGUCCAGCUGGACAACGGCGAACGCCAUCACAGGCGCCGGAACCAGUUGAGGAGCGCCUGGACGAGGCUCGAAGCCGAUCCAGUCUCAAGUGCAGACUACCACCUCAGGCUGCCUCCUACAGCCAGACGACACCAACAGCUGCCGGUCAGCACGGAAGCAGCCGCAGGGGCAAGACCGGGCCAAGCUACCCAAGACCCGGUCGAGACGCGAAGAUCAACACGCGUUAGACGGCCUAUCGCACGUUAUGGCAUUAAUGACUAACCAGACAUUUUGCAAUUGUGUAACGAAUCUUAGGAGAAAGGAAUGUUGUAUACUGAUCUCGCGUGUCACACUACAUUUUCAUGAUAAUCGCUGAUCGGCCACGCAAGCAGCAGUCGGCAGAUCACAUGUUCAUCACCCUAUGAAAAGGGCAUGGCAUCAAUAAACGUUGUCUGUUCCACCCUGGCGUCCGGCUGAUACGCUACACUUUGAGAUGGCGCUUCUGAUCGUGGGGAAUGUUCAACUUUAGUGCUCUGCAUCCACUCGUAGUGUAUGCCC
Messenger RNA from Dermacentor albipictus, 4315 nucleotides. RefSeq lists its product as uncharacterized. NCBI's taxonomy places the organism in Eukaryota, Metazoa, Arthropoda, Arachnida, Ixodida, Ixodidae. The record is from RefSeq and is a predicted model, not a curated record.